Molecule: messenger RNA, 12372 nt
Organism: Chiloscyllium plagiosum (whitespotted bambooshark)
Lineage: Eukaryota; Metazoa; Chordata; Chondrichthyes; Orectolobiformes; Hemiscylliidae
Gene: notch3
Product: notch receptor 3
Biological process (GO): regulation of DNA-templated transcription; multicellular organism development; regulation of developmental process
Cellular component (GO): plasma membrane; signaling receptor complex; cell surface
Molecular function (GO): protein binding; signaling receptor activity; calcium ion binding
Source: RefSeq, a predicted model, not a curated record
CCCUCCCACACCUCCUGCGCGGAUGGAUACAGCCCCUGGGUGUGCAGCUCAAGGACAGCCGGCGAUGCUGAAGUUUUGAAAAAGUUUCUGCUGAAGUUUGGAGACGCGGGAUCGGGGUUGGGGGGGGGGAAACUGAACCGAGACUUCGCCACCCCCAUCCCCCCAACCAGGCGUAUUUUAUUCUCCCCCACCACCUGAUCUUUCCUAUGAUAAUUCGGACUUUCUGGGCUCCACGUUUGAAUGGAUGUAUAAGUUAAUCGAGGGGAACUCCGAACUUUGAAACGGCGAGUAAUGGGGGAUUUAAAACUUUGGAAUUUACUUUGGGGGCUGUGGCUGGCGGCUGAAUGUGAAGCUCUGCAGUGCCGGGAUAGCCACCGUCCUUGUGAGAAUAACGGACGAUGCAUCAAAAGCCCGCAUGGAGAUGCAUCUUGUCUAUGUCGGCCUGGUUACCUUGGGGACUUGUGCCAGUUUCCUGAUCCCUGCCAAAGGACACCAUGUUUAAACGGAGGAAUAUGCUCCAGUUCAGUAGUUGAUGGCACCACACAGUAUUCAUGCAGCUGUACGCGAGGGUUCCGAGGGGCUAACUGCUCACAGAUAGAUGCCUGUGCUACCAGCCCAUGUGCAAAUGGAGCUCGCUGUACAAACUGGAACAACCGCUACAACUGUACAUGCCCGCCAGGAUUCAGCGGGAAACACUGCCGCACGGACAUUGACGAAUGCAAAGUGCCCAACCUCUGCAAGCAAGGAGGCCUGUGUGUGAACACCCCUGGCUCAUUCCAUUGCCAGUGCCCAGCUGGCUACACAGGGCGACAGUGUGAGAGUAUCUAUGUCCCCUGUGCCCCUUCACAGUGCCAGAAUGGAGGGACCUGCCGGCAAACUGGGGACCUGACCUAUGAGUGUGCCUGUUUACCAGGUUUUAAGGGUCAGAACUGUGAAAUUAACAUCGAUGACUGCCCUGAUCACAAGUGCAUGAAUGGAGGAACCUGUGUCGAUGGUGUAAACACCUACAACUGCCAGUGUACACCAGAAUGGACAGGUCAGUUUUGCACAGAGGACGUAGACGAGUGCCACCUGCAACCCAACGCUUGCCAUAAUGGAGGAACUUGCUCCAACAUCCCUGGCGGCCACACCUGUGUAUGUGUCAAUGGCUGGACAGGAGAUGACUGCAGCGAGAAUAUCGACGACUGUGCCAAUGCAGUGUGCUUCAAUGGAGCCACAUGCCACGAUCGGGUGGCAUCCUUUUUCUGUGAAUGUCGCAUCGGAAAGACGGGCCUGCUAUGCCACCUCGAUGAUGCCUGUGUCAGCAACCCAUGUCAUGAGGGGGCUAUCUGUGAUACCAACCCAGUAACUGGGCAAGCCAUCUGCACGUGUCCCUCAGGAUUCACAGGACCAGCCUGUAACCAGGAUGUUGAUGAGUGCUCAAUAGGUGCCAAUCCAUGUGAGCACUUUGGAAAAUGUGUGAAUACUGAAGGCUCGUUUCAGUGCCAGUGUGGAAACGGAUACACAGGGCCCCGCUGUGAGACUGACAUCAAUGAGUGCUUGUCCAUGCCCUGUCAGAAUGAUGCUACCUGCCUGGACCGAAUUGGAGAGUUCACGUGCAUCUGUAUGCCAGGAUUCAAGGGGAUUUACUGUGAGACUGAUAUUAACGAGUGUGAAAGCAAUCCCUGUGUGAACAAUGGUAAAUGCAUGGAUAACGUCAAUGGUUUCGCCUGCAAAUGCCCGUCAGGCUUUACUGGAUUAAUGUGUCAGAUUGACAUUGAUGAAUGUGCAAGCACCCCUUGCCAGAACGGAGCCAAAUGUGUCGAUCGGCCCAAUGGGUAUGAGUGCAAAUGUGCAGAAGGCUUUGAGGGGAAGCUGUGUGAGAGGAAUAUUGACGACUGCAGCCCCGACCCCUGCCAUCACGGAAGCUGUACCGAUGGCAUUGCUGGCUUCAUGUGCCACUGUGAGCUGGGCUACACCGGUUACCGCUGCGAGAAUCAAAUCAACGAAUGUCAUAGCAACCCGUGCCAGAACUCUGGCAAAUGCAUUGAUCUGGUGAACAAAUACCUUUGUCACUGCCAACAGGGAACUUCAGGUGUCAACUGUGAGAUAAACCAUGACGACUGUGCCAGCCAACCGUGUGAUUAUGGGAUCUGUCAGGAUGGUAUUAACCGCUAUGACUGUAUCUGCAAACCAGGUUUCACAGGCCCACAGUGCAACAUCGAGAUAAAUGAGUGUGCAUCGAACCCUUGUCGAAAUGGUGGCACCUGCUUUGACAGUGAAGAUAGCUUCUCUUGCCUGUGUCCAGAUGGCUACCAUGACCCUCUGUGUUACUCUGAGGUGGAUGAAUGCAGCAGCAGCCCCUGCGUCCACGGGACUUGUCACGAUGAUGUCAAUGGGUACAAGUGUAACUGUGAGGCAGGGUGGACAGGAAUGAACUGUGAUAUCGACAAGGUUGAAUGUGACUCCAACCCCUGCCAGAAUGGAGGGAGCUGUUCUGAUCUGGUGAAUGGCUACAUUUGUAAAUGUAAAGAAGGCUUUCGAGGCCAGCACUGCCAAGUCAACAUUAAUGACUGUGCGUCAAAUCCUUGCUUAAACAAAGCAAUCUGUGUGGAUGCGAUUGCUAGUUACACUUGCCAGUGCGAGCUGCCCUAUACAGGACCUAACUGUGAGAAUGUGCUGAUUCCAUGUUCGCCCAACCCCUGUGAGAAUGGCGGCAUUUGUGAACACACUCCGGACUAUGAGAAUUUUGUGUGCACUUGUACAGAGGGAUGGCAAGGACGGGUCUGUCAAGUAGAUGUUGAUGAGUGUGCAACCAAUCCCUGCAGAAACCGAGGCUCUUGUACCAACACACUAGGAAACUACAUCUGUGCCUGUCGGCCAGGCUUUGCAGGGCGUGACUGUGAAACGGACAUCAAUGACUGUACUCCCAAUCCCUGUCUGAAUGGCGGUGCUUGUCUGGAUCAAAUUAACUCCUUCAUCUGUAACUGCCUGCCUGGCUUUGCUGGCACUCGGUGUGCCGAUGAGAUCGAUGAGUGUCAGAGUAACCCCUGCCACAAUGGGGGCACUUGCACCGAUUAUGUCAACAGUUACACCUGUACCUGUAAACCUGGGUUUAAUGGCCUGCACUGUGAGAACAAUAUUCCUGACUGCACUGAGAGUUCCUGUUUCAAUGGAGGCACCUGUAUAGAUGGCAUUAACCAGUACAACUGUCAUUGCCGUUCUGGUUUCACUGGUUCCAAUUGCCAGUAUGAUAUUGAUGAGUGUAACUCCCAGCCAUGUCUGAAUGGUGGGGUGUGUAUCGAUGGGUUAGAGUCCUACAGAUGUACUUGCCCCCAUGGGUACACAGGUGACCGAUGUCAGAUCAGCACAGACUGGUGCAGCAAGUCCCCGUGCAAGAAUGGUGGGCGGUGUCGUCCAAAAAGAACAUCCUUUACCUGUGAGUGUGCGAGCGGGUGGGCAGGACGUUACUGUGACAUCCCCAAUGUGUCAUGUGAAGUGGCUGCAGCACAGAGAGGAGUGCCUCUAACUCAGCUUUGCCAUCACGGGGGUUCGUGUUUCAGUGUUGGAAAUGCACAUCAUUGCAUCUGCCCCAAGAGCUACACAGGCAGCUACUGUGAGAAUGAGAUUGACCACUGCGCCUCCAACCCGUGUCACAGUAGCGCCACCUGCAGGAGCUUCAUUGGAGACUAUGUGUGUGAGUGCAUGCCGGGCUACAAGGGGAAAACCUGCAAGCUGGAGGUGAAUGAGUGUGAGUCAAACCCGUGCCAGAAUGGAGGAACAUGCCUUGACCUGAUUGGCCGCUAUAUCUGCUCCUGUCCACCAGGAACCUUGGGUGUACUUUGUGAAAUUAAUGAAGAUGACUGCGGUCCCUCUCCCGGUACAAAAGUGCCCAAGUGUAUGAAUAAUGGGACAUGUGUGGAUAGAAUUGGAGGCUAUACCUGUAACUGCCCUCCAGGAUUCACUGGUCACCGGUGUGAGGGCGACAUUAACGAGUGCCUAUCAAACCCUUGUAAUCCACAGACCACCAUCGACUGUGUCCAGCUGCCUAAUGAUUACCAGUGUGUGUGCAAACCUGGCUUCGCAGGUCGCCAGUGCCAAAGUUUCAUCAACAUGUGCGAAUCUCAGCCCUGUGAGAAUGGAGGUCACUGUAAAAUUGCAGUCAAUACACCACUUGGCUAUACCUGCAAGUGUCAACCAAGCUACACCGGGCCAAAUUGCGAGCGCAGCAUUCUAACCUGUCGGGAGCUGACCUGCCACAAUGGUGAGGAGUGCAUUGAUUCUCCGCUGGGAGCCCGCUGUACCUGCCCACAAGGCCUAGCCUGCCAACUUCCCACCUCCAACCACAGCAACACCAACGGCUGCAGCAGUCGGCCUUGCCGCAACGGUGGCAUCUGCAGGGCCAGCCGGCAGCUGCCUUUCUACCAGUGCCUGUGCCUGAAAGAGUUUGGCGGGAGGCAUUGCGAGGUGCUCAGGAGGUACACCCCUCCUGCCAGGGAGGCAGCCUGCUCCCUCCAGGAGUGCCGCAGCAGGGCGGGUGAUGGCUACUGUGACCGGGACUGCAACACACCCGCCUGCCAGUGGGACGGUGGUGACUGCUCGCUGUCAGUCGACGAUCCCUGGAAGGAGUGCAGUGUUCAGGAGUGCUGGCGUUACUUCAACAAUAACAUCUGUGACGAGUUCUGCAACAGCCGUGAGUGUCUGUACGACAACUUUGACUGCCAAAGCCAAGAGAAGACCUGCAAUCCGCUGUAUGAGAAGUACUGUGCUGAUCACUAUGCUGACAAACUCUGCGAUCAGGGCUGCAACAACGAGGAGUGUGGCUGGGACGGCCUGGACUGUGCCCCUGAUGUGCCCGAGCGCCUGGCUGAAGGGACCCUCAUUGUCAUCGUGCUGCUGCCACCCGAUGAGCUGCUGAAGAGCAGCACCAACUUCCUGCAGAAACUCGGUUCGAUCCUACAUGCCACCCUGCGCUUCAAACUUGACAGCAAUGGGCAGGCCAUGAUCUACCCAUACUAUGGUAGCAGCUCCCAACUCAAGAGGCGCUCCGCAGCACUGGGCAGGGUACCCCGGGAACUGGAACAAGAACAGGAAAUCAUUGGGUCAAAGGUGAACCUGGAGAUUGAUAAUCGCCUGUGUGUCCAAGGAGCAGGUGAAUGUUUCCCGACAGCAGAGAGCGCGGCUGCUUACAUUGGAGCUUUGUCUGCAGUGGGAAACCUGCACUUCCCCUACCCCAUCAAGGAUGUCAACAGUGAGCACCUGUCACCACCACCACCUCCCAUGAACCUGCUGCCAUUAAUGAUUGUUGCGGCUGUGAUUCUCACCGUCAUUCUGAUCCUCGGCGUGCUGGUGGCAAGACGUAAGAGGGAGCAGAGCUUGCUGUGGUUCCCAGAGGGCUUCACCCUUAAGAAGGACAGCAGCAACAAGAACAGGCGUGAGCCCGUGGGGCAGGACGCACUGGGGAUGAAGCACAUCUCUAAAUCCAUGGUGGAGGAGGGUCUGAUCAGUGAAAGGGACCUCCAGACUGAACAGUGGCUGGAUACAGAGUGCCCCGAGGCAAAACGACUUAAGGUGGAGGAGCCUACCUUACUGUCCGACAACGAAGAUGCUGUUGAUUGUCGCCAAUGGACACAGCACCACCUAGCAGCAGCAGACAUCCGGAUGCCACCUUCCAUGGCCCUAACCCCGCCACAGGGAGAGUUUGAUACUGAUUGCAUGGAUGUGAAUGUGCGCGGUCCAGAUGGUUUCACUCCACUGAUGCUGGCCUCUUACUGUGGGGGAGGACUGGACACAGGCCUGACUGAGGAAGAGGAGCAAGAGGACUCAUCUGCCAACAUCAUCUCAGACCUCAUCUAUCAGGGAGCCAACCUCUGUGCACAGACAGACCGAACCGGAGAGACUGCCCUUCACUUGGCUGCCCGUUAUGCAAGGGCAGAUGCUGCCAAGCGACUCCUGGAUGCAGGUGCUGAUGCCAAUGCUCAGGACAACACUGGGCGCACACCUCUCCACGCUGCAGUUGCCGCUGAUGCUCAAGGAGUCUUCCAGAUACUAAUAAGAAAUAGAGUCACCGACCUGGAUGCACGAAUGGCGGAUGGUUCCACUGCUCUGAUUCUUGCUGCCCGUCUUGCAGUGGAGGGAAUGGUGGAGGAACUAAUAGCCUGUCAUGCUGAUGUCAAUGCUGUCGAUGAGAUCGGUAAAUCUGCCUUGCACUGGGCUGCAGCAGUGAACAAUGUUGAUGCUACUCUGGUCUUGCUGAAGAACGGAGCCAACAAGGAUAUGCAGGACAGUAAGGAGGAGACGCCACUCUUCCUAGCUGCACGGGAGGGAAGCUUUGAAGCUGCUAAGAUGUUGUUGGAUCACUUUGCCAACCGGGACAUCACAGACCACAUGGACCGAUUGCCACGGGACAUUGCACAGGAGCGGAUGCAUCACGACAUUGUGCAGCUGCUGGAUGAGUACAACGCUGUACGGAGCCCUCAGGGUCAAGGUGGGCACAUGGGCAGCCAUUCAAUGUCCCCCCUCAUGUGCCCACCAAACAGUUACAUGGCUAACUUAAAGCAAACCCCCCAGGGAAAGAAAGCAAGGCGGCCCGGCUCCAAGAAUUCAGGUUCUGGGAAUAAUAGCAACCUGACCAAGGACUCGAAGGAACCGAAAACAAGGAACAAAAAAUUGAGUCUGGAUUGCCAAGCGUCCCUCAUGGAAAGUUCAGUGACAUUGUCUCCAGUAGACUCACUGGAUUCGCCGCGUGCCUACAUUACCAACCCUACGUCUCCAGUCAUGACAUCCUCUGGGAUCUUGCAUCCUGCGGGAUCCUUGUCUGUGCUUGCCAACCCUCCAGUGAAUGGUAUUCUGGAAGGUCCCUUCACUGUCUCCUUGGCCAGACUUGGUGAUCUUGGAGAUGCUGCUCAGAACACUGCCGUUUUAUCCAGGAACCACAUGCAGCCUCAUCUCUCAAUGUCACAAGUCAGUGGCCAGCCCAACUGCCUCCUUAAUGCCGGUGGCCUGGGUCUUAACGUUGGCAUGGUGAGCCCUAUCACCUCGGUACCCUUUGAAUGGCAAACGAGGAUUCCCAGCUCGCAGUGCAACUCCGUCAUCAGCGUUGUACAGCAGACCGCUGGCUCACAUGCUAACAUGCACCAGCCGGGUCAAGCUCUGCAGCACGGCUUGGUGCUGCAGAGCCACAUGUCCAUGGGGAAUGGCCCCCAAAUGAUCAACCAGCAGAGCCCAGUCAAGCCCCCAAACCCAGUAGAGCAGCAGGCAAUCUCUCAAGCCCCACAGGCACAGCAGAGGUGCACCCCUUCCACCACCAGCCACUCCAUUCAGCAGAGCUUGCUGAGGAGCGAGAUGGCACGAUUGCCAGACCAUUGCAACCCGUCGCUUUCUGCUCAGGAAGCCCAGCCUCCGCAAGCCAACGUGCCACCAUUUUACAAGCAGCACAGCGAGGACUACCUGACUCCCUCCUCCAAACACAGCUACACGACAGGCCACGACAACACCCCCAAGCAUUACCUCCACCUGAAGAAUGAGCACCCUUACCUGACACCAUCCCCAGAGUCACCCGAACAGUGGUCCAGUCCAUCUCCACAUUCCAUGUCUGAUUGGUCAGACUCUACCCCCAGCCCGGCCAUAAUUGGACAUCAAGCUCAAAUGCAGCACAUGACUGAACAAGCAACCAAAAUGCAAGUUUUUGCAUAAAGUACAUCAUUCGUUCCUUUUAUUAAAAAAAAAGAGACGUCUCUAUAGGAUAUUAGGACCCGGGCUAUUAUUAUUUUUGUUACUGCACCUCCUUUCGUCAUCUUGAAGUAACACGGAGCCGACUCUAUAGUCACCUCGGCUGCAUCUGUAAUGGAGGUCACCUCUUGGUUCCGAAUUUCAAAGGAAAGAUUUUGAUUUUUUCUUUUCAGAAAGAAUGGUGAGAAGGAAAGUGUUGAAUUUAUUCCUGUCUCACUACAGUCACUGCCUUUACCACACGUGUUUAUGAAUCAGCAGGUAAACUGUGGAGCCUGUUACGGUUUAUAUGUUCCAGUCCUCUUCAAGUAUAUGUGUCACCAAACAUUAAGAGCCCUCUUUUCUUCCCCUUUGGCGUACUGGACUUUCACUCGCCUCUUGCUGGUUUGACCAAUGCCUGGGAUUCCGGGCCGAACCUUUGUAACUUCAUGUUUUGCCAGAUGUUUGGCUGGGAUUGCCACCACCCGCCAAUGAGGAUCCCGGGAAAUUACCUCAGCAGAACUUGGACAGGAGGACACAGACGCUGCCUUUCCUGAGUAAGGUGUAUUCCACACUACAUUAACUUAGGCUGUUACAGUAAGUUCCGUCUCUCUGAGACCCCAGCAAGGCCUGAAGGCUUUCAUCUGCAAUUAGUAACCAUUCCAGAAUAACUGGCACUAGUAACACCUCUGCCCCCUUCCCAGCAGCCGAAGGAAAUUGUGUUUCAAGCAACACAAAAGCUAUAAAAACUUGUCUGAACCGUUGAAGCCUCAAGUGUAGGGUCAUCCUAUCAUUUCAUUAUAUAUAAAGUGAUUAACAUGGGAUUUUUUUAAUACAAUUUCUUUCUCUCGUGCUGUGUAUUUUAAUCCUGAAUAAGCUUUCCUAAAACUUACUGCCAUUGGAAAUUGCGAUGCUGCCAAGAAUAUAAUUGUAUGUUAUUUAACUGUUUUAGGGUUCAAAGGAAUACUGUUUGUUUUUGUAAUCGAGUUCUUCCGCCUGAGAGAUGCUUCCGAGAAUUGUUCGCUUGUCAUGGGCAGGGCAGAUUGCGUGUCAAAACUCUGCCCCAAAAUCUAAUCCAGUCUAAGCAGAGCUUGCUCAAGCACCCAGUUUAAAAUUGUCCAGGCCUAUAUCAGGACACCCCCACCACCCCCACCACCCCUCCGGUUACUCACUUAUUCCCCAGGCCUCACAGUGUCAAACAGUUCACAGGUUCCUGUUUCCUUUAAUGCACAGCUCCUGCAUCAUAUUAUUUUCCAUUUCAUUUAAAUAGUAAUUUUUUUUCUUUUAAAAGGAAAAUGAGAAAUGUCAAAAUAUGUACACUUUUUAAUUGGAUAUAAUCUGUUGAAAGGUCAUGUUGAUAAUUGCUCUAUAAGAGAAAUUGACUGAUUUAGUAUCAAUUAUCUGUUUAAAAAUUAGCUCAUCAACUAGGCAUUAAGCAGAUGCUCAGUGAGAGUGAAUCAUUUGUGUCUUUGAAGAUUUAAGAUUUGGCUCAAGUUUACUGAUCAGAGAAAAUUGUUCUGGGCACUUUAAUCAGGGCCAGAGCCCCACACUCGUUGGUAGGGCCUUGGAAAUGGGCUGUACCAAUCUUUUCUCAGGCAGGAACUUGAAUUCUGACGACAGCCACUUCAGUUCAGAUUUCUGAAGUCUUUUUAAGUCAGUCCACUUGAGCCCAGUGGCUGAUGUUAUAACAGUUGACACCUAAAUCUAAAAUAAAAGCACGAAGUGCAGGCAAAAUUCAGCUAGUCUGGAAGUGUCUUUGGAAGGAAGAACAAAGUUAGCAUUUCCAGUCUUUUUUUUUAUAAGUCCUACUUUAAUGACUUACUACAAUUAACAACAGGAUUACAGACACCUCAUCUUUUUUGAAAUGGAGGAUCAUUCUUGAACGUAAUGAUGCCCAGCAUUGAAAACCAAUGUUCAGUUUCACUGCCAAUUCUUCAGUCUUUCUCUCAUGCUAAUUACAUCGCGGGCUAUUUUCAUAAGGGUCAACAUCAUAUCACAGGUAUCAGGCUCUCAGAAACAACCUCAGCGAAAGAGAAGUGCUGCACUUGUUCAAAACAAUCAAUGGUUGCAGUUUUACCAACUCCUAUCUACAAGCCUCCUUCAGAUAGAAGGUAGAAGAAAGAACCUUCAGCUAUUGCUGAUGGAGUUUGGGUCAAAAGAGAUUGCACAUUUUGUGACUGAGAAGAGUAUUGUAGGACCAGCCAGUCCAAGAUGUUAACAGAAUGUGGGUGUGAUUACUUGAAGAGGUUUUAAUUUUUGAGUAAAUUUUUUUGUUUUGUUUCUUGCCCCUCUUCACCUCCCCCCCCAUCCCAUGCAAUCUCUGUACUAUAUCCAUUGACCUAAAGGUGUAACUCCUCAGAUAUUAGUUGGAUAAGAUGCAACUCAUGGUGAAGUCAAAGGUUCCCACUCUUGGUCAGAGGUAUUCCAGCAUGUGACCUCCCAAAGAGCCCCUCCCACUCUCCUGCUAUUGACCAUAGCACAUUCCCAAUCUGAGAGUGCACUGUAUCUGACGUUCAUCAGGAAACUCUUUCUACUCUCUGAUUAUUUGGUUGUUUGUCAGCCACUCCUUUUCUCAUCACUUGAGGUAAAAACACAGUUAAAAAUAUGAGAGAAAAAUGUCUUUUUUUUAAUGUUCAUUGGGAUUUUACUCUGUCUUGCUCACUACGUAUCCUGGAGUUAGUCUUUAAUUUCUAGCUAUUCCCAGAUGAUCCUCAAUAGCCGACAAUUCCAUGUUUGCACUGCUUGCCCACCUUGUAAUUACUGCAAGAAAACAUUUAAAAAUAAUCAAGAAAUGCAACAACGCAGCAUCAAUUCCUGAAGUUAAAUGAUCUCCAGUUCCUGGGACCAGCAAAGACCUGAGGAGAACAGUUAGCAACUGAAGAGGAUUUGUUUCUCUGUGUUGCCCACCCUCCCUUCCAGGUGUGCAGUUGGAAUAGGUUUUUUCCAGCGCUGAUUUAGUUAGAAAAGGGAAACUUGAAGAAGACACGGGUUCAGUGGUUCAAUUGCAUCCAAUUGGAAUGCCUGUACGUUUAAUAUGACUUGCCAGUAUUUCAAUAACAACCCAGGAAUGAAAAUAACUGGACCUGUUCAGUUAGACCGAUGCAAAAAAACAAAUGAUGAGAGAGUUCAUCUUCUAUUUGAGAAGAAGAUCAGGCUUAUUCUAAUGAAACUUUGUGUGCUUGUCAAGUAAGCAGGGAUAAAAUCUUCCUCUGCCUCAUAUUCCCCUCACCUGAUCGGGGAGUAAUAUUUGCAACCUGUUCUUGCCGUCUGGUUUGAGAACCAAGGCUCUUCAUGGGGUCCAAAACCCGUACUUUAGCAGCCCUGAAUCUCAAGGUAUGGAGUCGGAAAACCAGAUGUGAGAGGAAUGGAUCAAAAAUCAAAACCCAAAAUUUCUAUUCAAGUACCUGAGAGGUGGGGUGAGCGUUGCACCUGUCCCUUCAGAAGAAUUUGCCUUCUGGGGAGUGAGAGGCAGUCAUUGCCUUGGUGGGUAGGUGGUAAUUUUUCCCUCUCUUGCCCCAGGCCUGCUUCACAACUUCAGAUUUAUUGGUCAGCCUGGCCCAACUUCAAAUCUGCCCCCCGUCUGAUACGAAUGAUAUUUAUGUAGAAAUAAGGGAGUAGGGGGAGAAGCAGGAACUCACCUUUGGCCUGGUUCCUGCAGGAGAAUGCAGACCUGUCAUUAUGGUCAGCCCAGUCAUUAUCAAGGUUCAUUGUAAACCUUAAUCACUUCGUCACACGCUGAGGAAUUGAACCUGAGAAUUGAACCUUGUAUGUUUUUUUAAGAAAAAUUGCCAAUUUUAUUUUACAAAUCCCCUUGUAGCCCACACCCAUAGCCCUGUCAGUUAACCAUCGCUUGGGGUAGUGGUUUCAGGAAAGAAGAGGCAGAAUUACGUUUCGUGCAGCAAGUUGGGAAAAGUUGGACUGGUGGGAUGAGGAUGAGGGGGCGGGGGAGAGGAGAUGGUGUGUCAGGUGAUAAACCGAGUGGGUGGGUGGGAAGGAAAGGUGGACUACAAGUGACCCGUCUGGGUGAUGCAUGGGUGGACAGGGUAUGCACAUAGGGAGCUGUGGAGCAAAGGAUGUGAACCUGAGCGGGACAUAGCGUUCAGGUAAGUCCUGCAGCCUCUGCGCAUGGAACAGACGAGGUAGUGCUGCUUAAAAAUCAAGCAAAGGCGAAAUAGAGGUGUCACGCUGCUUGCAAAGGUGAGAGAGCACCCUGUUGGCUCGGCUGUUUUCCCUGCCUUAGUUGGGACUGAGUUUAUGAGGGACCUAUAUAUAUAUUUUAUAUAUUUUUUUUCUCAACAUUCUUGGUCAGUAGUGCAGCUCAAACAGUAGAAUGUACAUUUAAAGCAUUAACGGAUUCUUUUUUAAAGAAAGCAGACUGUAAAUAAAUCAAAUUGAAGAACAAAAAACAUUUACUCAUUUCAAAAGUACUUGUUUGGAAUGUUUCACGUACUCAAAUAAAAACCUCACUUUCUUAUUUAGUUGUAUAUCACAUGGAAAUACGGCCAACAUACUUGGUUGUUUGUUCUUAGAAGGAUUCUUUGUAGACGUUUUAUAAUAUUUCAAGCCUUUUUACAAAAAUGUAGCUUUAAUCUGUACAGAAAAAAGUAUUUUAAGUCACAUCUUUUGUAUGCAGAAAAUAAAGGUUGUGAGGUAAAUAUACUUCAAAAAUAAAGCUGUAGGAAACUA